This is a messenger RNA of Dreissena polymorpha, 865 nucleotides long. RefSeq lists its product as uncharacterized. The record is from RefSeq and is a predicted model, not a curated record. NCBI's taxonomy places the organism in Eukaryota, Metazoa, Mollusca, Bivalvia, Myida, Dreissenidae. The transcript is spliced from 4 exons. The coding region runs from base 22 to 507 and encodes 161 amino acids. Gene Ontology annotation, cellular component: endomembrane system; membrane.
UGAGAUACAUUCAUUUGCAAAAUGUCUGCGGCCAUGUCAUCACUAACUUUUCUUAUGUUUACAUGUUUCGGGUUUUCAUGUGUGCUUUGUGGCAAAUAUGUGCCGGUUAAAGUAAAAAUUGAAACACAUGAAGGAGGUGUGCCACCCAAAAUAUUUACAGGGGAAGAACUAUCGAAAUACGAUGCAUCAAACCCAGAAGAGCCAAUAUACUUAGCAAUAAAAGGGGUUGUGUUUGAUGUGACAUCAGGCAGACAGUUCUACAGCAAGGGUUCCGAUUACAAUGUGCUGGUGGGGAAGGAUGCCAGUCGGGCCCACGCACUCUGGUCCCUGGAGGAGAAGGAUCUCACACAUGAUCUGAGUGGAUUGAGUGACAAGCAACUACAGGGGUUGGAUGAUGUUUACACACAGACGUACCUGCCUAAAUACACAGUCGUGGGCUACAUGGACUAUCUGAUAAAACAGCAAGAAGACGAUAUUCAAAAGAGGUUCACCAAUGAAGAAUUGUAAUCAUAAAGCGGCAGUUUUGAGUUGUAAGAAAUUAUCAGGUCAAGUUAACCUUUUCUUGUUCUUAAGUACUUUAAAGGUUCUUUGUUAAUAUUUUUAUAGCUUUGAAAUCAAACUUGUGCUAUUGUCUUGUUUUGAAACGAUUGAAUUUUGAAAAAUACUUUUAGUUUUGUCUAGAAAACAUUGUGUACUCAAACCCAUUUAUUGGAUGAACACACACAUAUAAAGAAAAAUUUAGUAAAAAAUGUAAAUAAUUAAAUUACAGUUUUUCAACAAGGAAACAUCAUGAUAAUCAUUGAGUUCAGAUUUAGUAGAUUCUUCAAAAUCCUGUUUUAUAAUUUCUUAUGUUUUAACUUUUAUA